Aureobasidium melanogenum CBS 110374 is the source of this 2685-nucleotide messenger RNA. RefSeq lists its product as uncharacterized. Lineage: Eukaryota; Fungi; Ascomycota; Dothideomycetes; Dothideales; Saccotheciaceae. The coding region runs from base 1 to 2685 and encodes 894 amino acids. The record is from RefSeq and is a predicted model, not a curated record. The transcript has 5 exons.
AUGGACCGCUUGUCGACAGAACUCAAAAGGAGACUACGUACAGGUGGUACAAAAUCAGUGAUAGAUCACCUAGAAGAUGUCUUGAGAUCGAGAAACAACACGGAAUACUCCAGGAUCAAGGAUGUGGUCAUCAGGUUCAUCAUAGAAGAGCAAGAUGAGCUGGAGAACUGUGCGGCUCAGCUUGAAGAUUGCCUAAGGAAGAACGGUAUAACUGUGGACGAUACAAACAAGAUUGUUCCACGUCACCGCAAAGACAAAGCUCUAGACGGAAUCGGAGGCCGUUGGGGUCAUGAUUAUAUUGAACAUUAUCACUGGCAUGCCAAACGCGUCCACUUUCUCGAAGACUUAGCCAGUAUAUCUCGGAAAACACCGUGGGAAAAGGCUGUGGAAUUGUUCAAUCUCCUUAGACAUCUAAGCGGGUCCAGCGGCGACGGUGCAAGGGAUCGAAUCAUAUCAGCUGCAAGACCUUCAGGAGGGUCAUCGAUUCUCCCGCUCGGGCGGAACGAGUUAGACAAGAAUGGAUAUGAAGUGGACAUUCAUGGUCUCAUCAUAGCAAGAAGCAGAUAUAACUCAGCUUCAUCAGGCAUGAGCGACUCAAUCGAAUACGCAGGCCUUCCGGACCCGACAGGGAUGAUUCCACAGACCGACAAUGCAGAUUGCACACCUGAAGGCUUGGGCGACAAUGCAGAUGAGGACCUUGACAACCGGUUCAACACUCCGACAGAGGUGACAUCAUCUGGUCGUAGCCCACAAAGUUGGUGUACCGGUGGUGGUCCUGAUGUGACGGACUUCGAGGGCCCGACAGGUGGCCCCACUGCUAUGCAGCCGCCCGGGACCGACAAAUCGCACCCCCGGACUGCAGACAUGGCCUCAACCCGAAGCGAGGGCUCUCUGAAAGACCUUUUCUGUGACAAGUUCCAGUUAUUGCAGCGGGACUUGGUUGAGAAUACAACAAAGACUCUGGAAAUGCAGGAAGUCCUCACCGCUAAGAUGCUCGCUGAGAAAACGUGUAAGCGCGAGAACAUACCUAUCCCACACAUGCAAGAGAGUAUCAUCUCUGGCCUCCAUGAGAGCUUAUCUAGGCAGCUGGCACAGUUCAAAGAAGGACUUGAAUUCACACGGUCUAGUUUAACCCAAGAACUUUCGCAACAAGUAAAUAUUCUUGACAAGAAGCUGGCUAGACAGAUCACAGCACAAACACUGAAAGAUCUCGAUGUAUUAUACAAGGCGACCAAUGACCACUUGCAACAGCUUUACAGAGCGUCGAGGGAUUGCAUCGCACAUGCUGGUGUAACCAAGGGAAUUGCUUCGGUGGGUUCAGCUAUGACAAAAACCUUGUCGAACACUUUGAAGAAGAAUAUGGCGGAGGCAUCUCAAAUCGACAGGCGGGAAUGCGAAAUAUUAGCCACUCAGAUGAAACAUGCUUUCAGCGAUGAAAACCGCGGUAUCCGUGAUCAUCAAGCGGCCAUUCUGACUGCAAUUGAAUCUCAGACCAAAGCAGUCAUCUCGACAAUGUCGACUGGACAGGCAUCUGUGACCGGCAUGGAUGAAGAAGUGCGGGAUCUUCGAAAAGACUUGGAGACUCUAAGAAGUACUUGCGCUAAGUCACGAGUUACAUAUACUCUGAACAGUCUGCCGGCUGAAGGAGAAGACACGGAGUAUGGGGUUGGAAAAUUCGAAGUCGGCAAGACUGGCCCGCCCAGUGAAGAUAGGGCAGAAGCUUUGGGGAACACUCAAAUCCAUCUCCAUGCUACUAACACAACUCGUGAUGCUGAUGUUGCAGGAUUGGCAAAAGAUACAGCAAGAACCAAGGAUUCAACUGUUAAAUCCUCUAGAGUGAGGCUACGCGUCAGUCCCUCUCCAUCGUCAAAAGAUCCUGGCGAUGAAUACCAACUUGAUGGACCAGGACCCGCGCAAUGCGCAGUACAAUUCUCAGAUCAUAUUUCCGCAUAUGUCGGGACUUCGAGCGCUCCAUUGGGAUUGGAGAAUGGUAUCGUAGACCUUGACAGCUCAGAAAUCAACGUUUGUAUCGCAUCAAUGGCGAUGACGCCGACCAGUGAACGUCAGAAAGAUCGCCAUAUAUUUACACCGGAUGACGAUGAGUCAGGCGAAACACUGAAACCAUCUGAAGCCGACAAGAUAGAUCCGAACCAGUCAACGGACGAGAGCAGAACGCGGAACGACAUCGACAGCUAUAAAAUCGUGGAUUGUGUUGUACACAACCUAGAUCGGGAGCCUUUUCGAGGCAACGACCGCAGCCACCCAUCUGAUGACGCUGUCCCUAGCAUCAUCCAGGACUUCGGUAGAGUGUCUAAUCGAGCAAAUAGACCGUGGCAGGUUCAUCAUUCAACUAGCACGUGGACGGAGAAUCAGAAAUCCGACCUCGACUUGGUGCUUAACACCGGGCUGUCAGAGCUCAGGAAUAUUGACUCAGAGACGGCAGAGGAAGUUUGGCCCGAUGGUCUUGAUGGAGAGCUCGCGAAGAGCGCAUCCGUGGCCACAUCUCCACAUUACCUGUUGAGUUCAGCUAAAGAUCCUGCAACAGUCGAUAUGGACACAUAUGUAAGCUCUGGUCUAGACAGACUGAAUUCGGGUCAACAGCGCAGCCCGAUAUCGGGAAGCGACUCCGACAUGUCUCUAUCGACUCGGUGUACUGAUGAGAAUUCUGGCGUUGUCAAGCGCUGA